AAGGUUCAAGAAAACAAAAAUCAGCUCAACAAGGUGGUGAGUACGCAGAACACCCUGGUGCAGAAAUUAAACGAACUUUCGAGUCUGCAACAGGAGCGCGCCGUCGCUGCUGCUGCCACCAGCGCCACCGUCGGCCAAUUCGCAGUGCCGCAGCCGCCUUCUUCCUCCGCCUCCUCUCUAUCCGGAGUCGCUUCCCCUUCGACGGAGAUGCUGAAGUCAGCAACCAGUGAUGCCGGCGUUUCACCCCAGUGGGCAAACCUCAUGAUGGAACAGCGUGGCGCUGACAUCAUCCCCGUUCCAGGCAACUACUAUUAUUUUCUCCGGCCAUUUUUACUCUUAACCGUUCUUGUCUCGGUUAUGUUAAACUUUGUGCCGAAAUGUUCGGCUAUUCUGUCAUCCCAAGCUCUUUCAUCCGGUUCUUUCGGCCUUAGUAGAAACAAAAGUGGCCCCUUUGUUCGUGUUAGGUUGACGCUGGAGAAUCCUUAG
Molecule: messenger RNA, 486 nt
Organism: Dibothriocephalus latus
Lineage: Eukaryota; Metazoa; Platyhelminthes; Cestoda; Diphyllobothriidea; Diphyllobothriidae
Source: the annotation of a GenBank genome assembly